Messenger RNA from Osmia bicornis bicornis, 1068 nucleotides. RefSeq names its product protein obstructor-E-like (gene Cpap3-b). Gene Ontology annotation, molecular function: chitin binding. Gene Ontology annotation, cellular component: extracellular region. NCBI's taxonomy places the organism in Eukaryota, Metazoa, Arthropoda, Insecta, Hymenoptera, Megachilidae. The transcript is spliced from 4 exons. The record is from RefSeq and is a predicted model, not a curated record. The coding region runs from base 113 to 988 and encodes 291 amino acids.
GAGGCCCAGUAGUCUCUAGUCAUCAAUUCCUUCACGUUCGAAGAACCGUGACUUGAUUUCGAGAUAACGAAAAUACCAUAUUUUCUUCUAGUUACUCCUGCCCUCCGUCAGGAUGAAGACGGAGGUAUUCUGUUUGCUAAUCUGUCUCGGCGUUGUCACCGCUUUAACGAGGAAACAAGAGGCAGCCGAGCAGAAUCGUCGGAAGGUAGCUCUGCCAAGUUUGCAAAAAAAGCCACAGACCGCGGAAGAGGAGCAAGAAGAGUACGAGGACGAAGACGAACUUUCGGAUCAAUGUCCCGAGCCCAAUGGUUACUUUCCUGAUGCGGAACAGUGCGACAAAUACUACGACUGUCGAGACGGCAGACCCACGGAUAAACUAUGCCCAGAUGGUCUGGUGUUCAAUGAUUUCAGUCCGCAGCACGAAAAAUGCGAUCUACCCUUUGGAAUUGAUUGUUCAAAGAGGCCAAAGCUACAAAAACCGCAGCCAUCUCCUCAUUGCCCAAGAAUGCACGGUUACUUCGCUCACGAAGAUCCCAGGAUAUGCAACACAUUCUAUUAUUGCGUCGAGGGGAAGUUUAAUAUGAUCACUUGCCCGGAUGGUCUGGUCUUCUCAGAGAAGACCGGAAUUUGUAACUGGCCCGACGAGGCGCAGAAGAAAGGUUGUGGAUCUAGAGAGCUUUUCAAUUUCACUUGUCCAAAAGUCGACGAUUCCGUCGCUGCCACGCAUCCCAGAUAUCCUGACACCGAGGACUGUCAGUAUUUCUAUGUUUGCGUGAAUGGUGAGAUACCUAGGAGAAGUGGCUGCAAGUUGGGCCAAGCUUUCGACGAACGCACCGGAAAGUGCGAUUGGGCUAGAAAGAUACCCGAAUGCAAAGAGUGGUACAAAGGUCAAUUGACUGAUGAGGAGUUGGAUGCCUUGGAAAAUCCACCGCCGAAACCAAAACCUACUGGUGGUCCUAGCAGAAGAAAAGGCACCAAACCGACCUAGAUUUAAGACUAAACUCAUAUGUAGAUUUUAAUAUUCAUUGACAUAUUAAAUACCCCGCCUGGUGAAUAAAACAUUUCUAA